AUGGUCGGCAAAGUCUCAGAAAGAGUGCUUCUUAGAGAAGGGCUGGAGAGAACCGACAAUGGCAUGAAAUUGACCUCAUGGCCCGAUGUCACCCCCAUCAACCAGAAGAACUACUAUACAGAUUAUAUGAAAAGGGAUGAUCAGGUCCUAGCCCUCCGACUCCAAAGCGAUGCGACUCGCGAUCGACUAGUACAGAGUGCCCGAGACCGCGAUCGUGCUCUUUCAAAGCCCGCUAAUGGCGAGCUGCCCCUGCCCCUGCCAGAUCUCGGCGAAGAUGACGGAGCCGCAACUCCCUCGGGUGGGAUGGACCCAUCCAGGGUGAUUGUUAUUCAUCCUGGAAGCCAAAAUCUGCGCAUUGGAUUCGCUAGCGAUGCACUUCCCAAGACUAUCCCGACUACCCUAGCGACCAAAUUCCCCCAGACCGAAUCGGAGAUGUACGAGGCUUUACCCCGACGCCAGUUUGAAGCAAAGACUACGGAUCAGCAAUAUGGAGAAGAGUGGUCGAAGAAAUACCAAAAGAUGUGCAACGAUCUGAAGGUGGAAAUGCGCGCCAACAAGCGAAAAGUACUUCCCAACUCCAAGGAGCUUGUCCAGACAUUCAAUCGCCGCACAGAGCCCGAGAUUAUUCAGAGACAUAACGAUGUGCUCGAGAUCUUGCGAUCCUGUAUGACCUGGUUUGAGUUCAGCAGAGUAUGCUUUAUCCAGGAAAGCAUGGCAGCGACUUUUGGCGCCGGAUAUACACAAGCCUGCGUCGUGGAUAUCGGCGCGCAGAAGACGUCUGUGACCUGUGUCGAGGACGGACUUUGCAUUGAAGACUCGAGAAUCAACCUCAAGUAUGGCGGAUACGAUAUUACGGAGACUUUCAUCAAAAUGAUGCUCUAUGAUAACUUUCCCUACCAGGAAAUCAACCUGCGGAGGAGAUAUGAUUUCCUUCUAGCUGAAGAGCUUAAGGCGAAGCAUUGUACCAUGUCUCAAGCCAACAUCUCGGUACAGCUCUACAACUUUCACGUUCGAGCACCCAACCAGCCUACACGGAAAUAUGCGUUCAAGACAUACGACGAAGUCAUUCUUGCGGCGAUGGGAGUGUUUGAGCCAGCAAUCUUUGACAAUAGUACAAAGCUCAGGGGAAGGAGAAAGCUUGUCGAGCGUUCUUACAACGCUUAUGACGUGGAUAUUCCCGACGAUCCGUCCUCUGCCGCACAACUCGCAAUUCUCGCACUGGUAAAGCCAUCACUCAUGACCAACGCGAACGGCUUCUCUCAGUCACAGCCUGAAGUGUCAACACCAAACAAGGAGAAAUCACAGUUCAACUUCCUUCCCAAAGCUGAGACAGCAACCGGCACUCCAAUUGCAUCGCACGCCGGGUCGCCGGCCCCCGAGGGCAGUGGCACUCCAGUACCAGCCCCAUUCGUCUUUGGUGCCAACAAGGACGGCGUUAAUGGCGACAGCCCUGCUCCGGGCAGCAUUCGAGCGGCUGGCACACCAGUUCCUGGACAGUCCCAAGCCACGCAGCCGCCCCCAGGAAUGUUUGUGGACGCAGCGGCACGGGGAGCCAAAGACAUGGCAACUGAAAGAGAUGAGGUACUGCCCCUGGCACCGCUGGACAUUUCUAUUCUCACAAGCAUUCAUAAUGCAGCUAAGGGCGAUGAGAAGAAAGUUCGUGAUUUGCUGGGCAGUAUCAUGGUCAUUGGCGGCGGCGCCAAGGUCCCACAGCUCACCGUAGUUUUGGAAGAGAGACUGAAGGCGCUGAAGCCUGAUCUCAACGAUAGGAUCCUGGUCAGUCGAAGCGCGAGAGAUAUGGACGAGCAGGUUGUCACUUGGAAGGGAGCUAGCGUCUUUGCGAAGCUGUCAACCAACGACUCGUGGAUCACGCCAUUUGAGUUUGAGAGGCUGGGCGCCCGCACGCUCCACCACAAGGUGCUCUGGGCUUGGUAG
This is a messenger RNA of Trichoderma gamsii, 1935 nucleotides long. RefSeq lists its product as hypothetical. The coding region runs from base 1 to 1935 and encodes 644 amino acids. Gene Ontology annotation, cellular component: Ino80 complex. NCBI's taxonomy places the organism in Eukaryota, Fungi, Ascomycota, Sordariomycetes, Hypocreales, Hypocreaceae. The record is from RefSeq and is a predicted model, not a curated record. The transcript is spliced from 4 exons. Gene Ontology annotation, biological process: double-strand break repair; regulation of DNA-templated transcription.